This is a messenger RNA of [Candida] anglica, 687 nucleotides long. The record is from the annotation of a GenBank genome assembly. Lineage: Eukaryota; Fungi; Ascomycota; Pichiomycetes; Serinales; Debaryomycetaceae.
AUGUCAAGCUACGGAUUUAUUAAAGUUCCAAGAGAUAUUAAGAAGGCUAUCCCAAAUCCUAAGAAGCCAACUUCACAAAAAGUUGUAGAAUUACCUUCAGGAGUUCUUGGUAAGUUCAUUUUAGAGUAUGCUCAAAAGGAACUUCCAGAAAAAGUCUUGAACCAUUCAUUGAGAGUUUACCAAUAUAGUGUUUCUAUCUUAAAGGACCAAUUCCCAGAAUGGGAUCUUGAUCAUGAAGUUCUCUUUGUAACUGCAUUGUUACAUGAUAUUGGCACUACUGAUAAGAAUAUGUCGGCUACCAAUUUAUCGUUUGAAUUCUAUGGUGGAAUUAUUUCUCGUGAUUUGAUCUUGGAACAAACGGAUGGUAAUAAAGUAUAUGCAGAUGCUGUCGCCGAGGCAAUUAUUAGACAUCAAGAUCUUGGUGAAUCGGGAUAUAUUACAUCCUUGGGACUUAUCAUCCAAAUUGCAACUAUUCUCGAUAAUGUAGGGUUAAAUUCAGAAUAUAUUCAUCCUGAUACUCUUGACCUUGUCAAUAAAAAGUAUCUGCGAGACGGUUGGAUUGGAUGUUUUGCGAAUGCCAUAGACAACGAAAACACUCGUAAGCCUUGGGGUCAUACUAGUGCAUUGGGAGUGGAUAAGUUCCGUGAUGAUGUGUUGGCCAAUUCGCUUCGCUAUGAGAAAUUAUAA